Messenger RNA from Nestor notabilis (Kea), 984 nucleotides. RefSeq names its product histone H4 transcription factor-like. Gene Ontology annotation, biological process: regulation of transcription by RNA polymerase II. The record is from RefSeq and is a predicted model, not a curated record. The annotation marks the transcript as partial. Gene Ontology annotation, cellular component: chromosome. Gene Ontology annotation, molecular function: chromatin insulator sequence binding. The transcript has 6 exons. Lineage: Eukaryota; Metazoa; Chordata; Aves; Psittaciformes; Psittacidae.
GUUACCUUCAAUAACCCAGUGUGGUUUUAUCAACAUGUUGCUAAUCAUGCCUAUGCUGCUGAAGAAGAAAUUGUUACAGAUCAGAAGAAAGCUGUUUAUUGUCACUGGAAAGAUCGAAUGUUUGUUUGCCAGAACUGCCAGAAACAUUUUGCCAAUGAAAGGCUGCUACGAGAUCACAUGAGGGGACAUGUUUAUCACGUUACAUGUGCCCUUUGUGACAUGGUACGCACAAGUGUUUCCUCACUGAAAGCACACACCAGAUUCCGACACUGUAAUGAACGUCCUUUCCAUUGUCACCUCUGUGACAGCAGUUUUAAGAAUGCGUAUGAUCUGCAUAAACAUGUUGAAACACACAAUGAUUCAGAUGCCUACAGCUGUGAUGUUGAAGGAUGUGGUUUUAUUUCACGGACUUUACAAACUUUGAAACAGCAUUACAAGAGAGUACAUAUGAGUAAUGGCAUUCUGAAAUAUAAAUGCCACAUCUGUCAGAAAUGUUUCUCCUGGAGUUAUACAUUGACCCUACAUCUUCGAAAAGCUCAUAAACUCUGCAGUCAUUCUCGUUUCAGAUAUAAAGAAGAUGAUGAGGGUCAUAUGAGUUUGAAUGUAGCAGUGUAUAAUGACAUCAUGGGUUUAGGUCAGGCUCUCAAUAACAAGACAGGAACAAAUAAGCCUUCACCAAGUCAAAAUAGUUUUGGAAGAGAAGGAAGAGACUCAUGCGAAAGAGACACUUCAACAGUAGAAGUGCUUUUCAUGCAGCUUCAGCCAGGAUCACAAGCUACUCGAGAAAAUGUUUGGGUAGAAACAGAGACUUCUGUGUCAGAGCCUAUGUAUUCUGAACUUCAAACUGCUGUACAGCCAUUUGAAAGCUGUUGUACUUCUGAUGAAGUUGACGAAGCAGAAGGAAAAACUAGCAGAAAUGGAGCUGGGCUUGGGAAUUCAGAUAGCUUUCCAGAAAAACAGCCUUUUAAUGGAUUCUUACUGUGA